UGGAGCCUGCGCGAUUCGGCGGCUUCGCAGUUAGCUAGCUAGCUACGUUCAAUAAUGACAAUAUUUAAUGAAAUAUGAGGGACUUCGAGACAUUUUGAUGCGUACAGUGGGAUUGUUUGCCUAGGUCGGGAUGUCCAUUUACAGCUUUUGGUCACUAUGAAGCUAUAGUGUUUGCAAACAGAUACCACCUGAAGAAUAUUCAGAUAAGAGAGAAGAGGAGAAAAUUGUACAUAAUCGCAAUCUAAUCUCGCUUUAAGAUACAACGACAUGGCACUGAGAGAGCUGAAAGUUUGUCUCCUUGGGGAUACUGGAGUUGGAAAAUCAAGUAUUGUUUGUAGAUUUGUGGAGGACAGUUUUGACCCAAAUAUCAACCCAACUAUUGGUGCGUCAUUCAUGACCAAGACUGUGCAAUACCAAAAUGAGAUGCAUAAAUUCCUAAUCUGGGACACGGCAGGACAGGAGAGGUUUCGUGCUCUGGCGCCGAUGUACUACAGAGGUUCAGCGGCGGCCAUUAUUGUCUAUGACAUCACAAAAGAGGAUUCCUUCCAAACUCUGAAGAACUGGGUGAAAGAGCUUCGCCAGCAUGGACCUCCUAAUAUAGUGGUCGCCAUUGCUGGCAACAAAUGUGACCUGUUAGACUCCAGAGAAGUGCCAGAAAAAGAUGCCAAGGACUAUGCUGAUUCCAUCCAUGCAAUCUUUGUGGAAACCAGCGCCAAGAACGCCAUAAACAUCAACGAGGUGUUUGUAGAGAUAAGUAAGAGGAUCCCUGUUGCUGACAGUGCAGCAGCAACAUCAGGCAAAAGUUUCAAAUUGGGACGGCAGGUCUCAGAGUCUCGAAGGACAUGCUGCUGAUAAUUUUGGUGGCUGAACUCAACGUGACCUAAGAACUAAACGUUACCCACCCCACUAUUCUCCUGGUGUGCUUCAGCUUAAAGACACAACACAUUACAAAAUGUUUUUUCAAAAACCCCAACAAACACUCAUAUCUGGUCACUGCAGCAUGACUCGGACAGCAGCAGCCAAGACCUUUUUUUUUUUUCCAAACAUCAUGAUUCAUAUUAAAACUGACUGAGAAAGAACUUUUCAGGUUUUAAACCAAACAUUAAUACCUUAAAGGUGAUAUGUGAAGCUUUCCAGUGUUCUUCAUGGAAGUCAUUUAUACUUGUACACUUGUACAUUUGU
Messenger RNA from Xiphophorus couchianus (Monterrey platyfish), 1182 nucleotides. It is a transcript of the gene rab22a, whose product is annotated as RAB22A, member RAS oncogene family. Lineage: Eukaryota; Metazoa; Chordata; Actinopteri; Cyprinodontiformes; Poeciliidae. Gene Ontology annotation, molecular function: GTPase activity; GTP binding. The coding region runs from base 268 to 852 and encodes 194 amino acids. The record is from RefSeq and is a predicted model, not a curated record. The transcript has 7 exons.